ACUUGAAGGAAUCAGUGUCAAAAAAAAAAAAAAAAAAAAAGAGAUCUUUUUCCAAAGGACAUUUACAUUGUUCGUUGUGAGCACGUUGAAAACAUUUUGGCCAUGGAAAAAAAGAAGAACAAUAGACAAGGUGGAAUGAGCAGAGGAGGGGGCAAAACAGGACAUGGAUAAGUAGGAAAGAAAAGACAGGAAAACAGAACAAGGAAAUAGAAGGGAAAGAGAGAGAACAGAAGGGCAAAAAAGAAAUAGGAAAUGGACGAAAGAAGAAGAUUUAAAAGCAAGUAAGGAGCUUAUGCAAGUAAAAAUAAAGCCAGAAGGGAAGUGAGGGAGAAAAGUACAUGACAGAAAAAUAGAAGAGACGAUACAGCAGAUGACCGGAACGCACCUACCUCUGCCGACAGAGUUCGUAUUGGUACAUAACAAAACUCCAUCAUGGUCACAGCAUCGGCGCUGAUGACUCCGACUUCGAUGAUCAGUGCCGCGCUGCUGGAGGCAACUGAGACCUUUCCAGUGCGGCUAAAAAUGGUGGAGGAUGGAAACAGAAAAAAAAAACGUAGUAAAGGAAGGGGAGCGACAGGACAAUGACGAAGAAGAAAAAGAAGGAAAAGAAGACGGAGAGGGAGAAAAAAGAAGAAUAGAAAGACGGGGGGAAAGUAGGACAGAUAAGGGAAAAGAAAGGAAUAAAAAGAGGGAAUUGAAUGAAGAAAGAAACAUGAAGUAAGACAGACGAAGUAAGAACAAGACAUGAAGGAUUGUUUACAGGGAAACAGCGAGCGAUACAAAACAUGAAUAAUAAAAAGAAAGAAAAUCGUAGUAGGAAGAAACAGCAGCGGAGAUGGCCAAGACGGAGCGGAGGCAGAGGCGCUGUCGCCUCUGUGUGCGGCGGCGGAGCAGCGCACGGUGUCGCUGCAGGCUCAGGAACGGCUCCGUGUGGGCGGCUCCGCCCCGGUGCGGCGGAGAGCCCGGCUGUGAGCGCGGGGGGGCGGCGCGGGCCGGGCAGCAGAGCCGGUGCGUGCGGGCGGCGGCGGGGAGCCGUGCGGGGCCCGGGCCGGGGCCGGCAGCCACAGCGGCGGCGGCGGCGGCGGCGGCGGCCGGGAGGAUGGGCGAGCGCUGUUGUGCGGCGGUGCUGCGGGUGCUGGUGCUGCUGCAGGCGGCCUGGGCGCUGGCGGGCGGGCAGGUGCGCUACUCGGUGCCGGAGGAAGCCAAGGCCGGCACGGUGGUGGGCCGUCUGGCGCAGGACCUGGGCCUGGAGGCGGGCGAGGCGGAGGCGCGGCGGCUGCGGCUGGUGGCGCAGGGCCGGCGGGCGAGCGUGGAGGUGAGCGGGGCGAGCGGCGCGCUGCUGGUGAGCUCGCGGCUCGACCGGGAGGAGCUGUGCGGCAAGAGCGCGCCGUGCGCGCUGCGCCUGGAGGUGCUGCUGGAGCGGCCGCUGCGCGUCUUCCAUGUGCAGCUGGAGGUCACCGACAUCAACGACAAUGCCCCCGUCUUCCCCGCCGCCCGCAAAAACCUCAGCAUUGCAGAGUUAUCUACAAUGCCCGGGUCUCGGUCUCGUUUCCCGCUGGAGGGCGCGACGGAUGCGGAUAUCGGAGCGAAUGCGCAGCUCUCCUAUACACUCAGUCCCAGCGAGCAUUUUAGAAUAGAGGAAGAAAACAGCAACUCUCGCAGUAUGUCCCUGUUUCUGGUGCUCAGGAAAUCUCUAGACCGCGAGACGAUUCCCGUGCACCGGUUGGUGCUGACAGCGAGUGACGGGGGCCGGCCGUCUCUGACGGGGACCAUGGAGCUGGUGAUCUCGGUUCUAGACGUUAACGAUAAUCCGCCCCAGUUCAACCAGUCCGUGUAUAACGUAGUUUUGUCCGAAAACGCAUUAGAGGGGACGCUUGUAGCGCGGGUGAGUGCCACAGAUUCCGACACGGGAAUAUAUGGUGAAAUUAUAUAUGAGAUCGAUACUGUUGUUCCACCCUCAGCAGGAACUUUAUUCAGCAUCCAUGCAAAUAGUGGAGAGAUCAGACUGUCAGGCGCCCUAGACUUCGAGGAAGUUACUUUAUACGAACUACAAAUUCAAGGGACAGACAAGGGUACGCCCCCACUGUCGGGUCACUGCAAGGUGGUGCUGGAGGUGCUGGACGUGAACGACAACGCGCCGGAGGUGUGGGUGACGUCGCUGUCGGUGCCGGUGCCCGAGGAUGCGUCGGUGGGGACGGUGGUGGCCCUGCUGAGCGUGUCGGACCGGGACUCGGGGGAGAACGGGCGCGUGCGGUGCUGGGUGUGGCCGGCGUCGCCGUUCGGUCUGGAGGCGACGUUCGCGGGCUCGUACUCGCUGGUGCUGCGCGAGGCGCUGGACCGGGAGCGGGUGUCGGAGUACGAGGUGGAGGUGCGUGCGGAGGACGGCGGGGCGCCGGCGCUGCGCGCCAGCCGCGGGCUGCGGGUGCCGGUGUCGGACGUGAACGACAACGCGCCCGCGUUCGCGCAGGCCGUGUACACGGUGCUGGCGCGGGAGAACAACGCGGCGGGCGCGGAGCUGGCGCGGCUGUGGGCGCGGGACCCGGACGAGGCGGGCAACGGGCGCGUCAGCUACUCGGUGUGGGAGGGCGGCGCGGGCGUGGGCGGCGCGGCCGCGGGGUCGUCGUCGUCGUCGUCGGGCGGCGGGUGGCGGCCGGCGUCGAGCUACGUGUCGGUGGACGCGGAGAGCGGGCGUCUGUGGGCGCUGCAGCCCUUGGACUACGAGGAGCUGCAGGUGCUGCAGUUCGAGGUGCGCGCGGUGGACGCGGGGCAGCCGCCGCUGAGCGGCAACGCCACGGUGCAGCUCUUCGUGCUGGACGAGAACGACAACGCGCCGGCGCUGCUGCCGCCCGCGGGCUCGGCCCCGGAGGCGGGCGCCGUGGCGGCCGAGGCGGCGGCGGCGGCGGCGGGGGCGGGCUCGGCGUCGGGCACGCUGUGGGCGUGGGCGGCGUGGGGGGCGCCGGCGGGGCAGGUGGUGGCCAAGAUCCGCGCCGUGGACGCCGACUCGGGCUACAACGCGUGGCUGCGCUACGAGCUGUGGGAGCCGCGGGGCAAGGGCCCGUUCCGCGUGGGGCUCUACAGCGGCGAGGUGAGCACGGCCCGAGAAUCCCUCUUUCUGGUACUCACGAAAUCUCUGGACCGCGAGACGAUUCCCGUGCACCGGUUGGUGCUGACAGCGAGUGACGGGGGCCGGCCGUCUCUGACGGGCACCAUGGAGCUGGUGAUAUCGGUUGAGGAUGCAAAUGACAACGCGCCCCAGUUCAACCAGUCUGUGUAUAAAGUGCAGCUGCCGGAGAACGCUACGGAGGGAACGCUGGUGGUGAGGGUGAAUGCCACGGAUCCGGAUUUGGGAAGUAAUGGUGAAGUAACUUUUAGCGUGAGCAAUACUUUUCCUGAAAAGGGGAUGAACAGCUUCCUUUUAAAUGCGAGGACGGGUGAAAUUCAUUUGGCGGGCAACGUGGACUAUGAAGAGUUUCGUUUAUAUGAGAUACAAAUGGAAGCGAGGGAUAAGGGGACGCCCUCUUUGUCGGUUUCUCUGCUCCUUUUUAUCCGCCCUCUUGAGAAGCUGCUGUUUGAAGGCGGGCUGAGUUCCCAAGACUUAUGGAUCUUGGGUACCUAG
Molecule: messenger RNA, 3616 nt
Organism: Pyrgilauda ruficollis (rufous-necked snowfinch)
Lineage: Eukaryota; Metazoa; Chordata; Aves; Passeriformes; Passeridae
Product: protocadherin alpha-13-like
Exons: 2
Coding region: 836-3616 (926 amino acids)
Biological process (GO): homophilic cell-cell adhesion
Cellular component (GO): plasma membrane
Molecular function (GO): calcium ion binding
Source: RefSeq, a predicted model, not a curated record